Molecule: messenger RNA, 1779 nt
Organism: Periophthalmus magnuspinnatus
Lineage: Eukaryota; Metazoa; Chordata; Actinopteri; Gobiiformes; Gobiidae
Gene: slc45a2
Product: solute carrier family 45 member 2
Exons: 8
Coding region: 61-1779 (572 amino acids)
Cellular component (GO): membrane
Molecular function (GO): sucrose:proton symporter activity
Source: RefSeq, a predicted model, not a curated record
AGUAUGGCCUCAAAGCAGAGCAGAUUGAACAAUUACUAGCGACAGGAGUCGUAGAGUCUCAUGCCACUAAGACUAAGUUACGACCAGUCCAUAAGGCCGCAGCCCUGUCGACUUCCAGAGACUGGGAAACAUAUGGGCAAUGGUUUCCCUCAGUACUCCACAGACGGACCGGGCUCCAAAGAGGACUUCAUGGACAGUGGAGAGGACGCUGUAUUUGGGAUUGUUGAGCCCCUACGAAGAUCCCGGGGUCGGCUCAUCCUCCACGGCCUGGUCAUGUUUGGAAGGGAAUUCUGUUACGCUGUGGAAGCGGCGUUUGUGACUCCAGUCCUCCUCAGCGUGGGCCUGCCCCGCAGCCUCUACAGCCUGGUGUGGCUCAUCAGCCCCAUCCUGGGCUUCUUGUUACAGCCCGUCAUCGGUUCAGCCAGUGACCACUGUCGCUCUGCCUGGGGACGGAGGAGGCCGUAUAUUCUAACUCUGGGUAUCCUCAUGCUUAUAGGAAUUACAAUGUUCCUCAACGGAGAUGCUGUUAUUUCAGCCGUGGUGAGCGACAGGACGCUGAGGAGCAUAUGGGCCAUAGUGGUUGUCAUGUUUGGAGUGGUGCUGUUCGACUUUGCCGCGGACUUCAUCGACGGACCGAUCAAGGCCUAUCUGUUUGACGUGUGCUCGCAUCAAGACAAAGAGCGAGGCUUACACUACCACGCUCUGCUGACAGGUUUGGGUGGAGCUUGUGGGUACCUGGUGGGGGCUAUGGACUGGGGUCACUCAUUACUGGGUCAGCUGCUGGGCUCAGAGUACCAGGUCAUCUACUUCUUCUCCGCGCUCACAUGGGGCAUCUUCCUCACUGUUCACUUGUUCAGUAUUCCCGAGCAGCCUCUGGGUAAAGACAGGUGCAACUCGGAGUCAUCGCCCCCCAGCGCCCUCCACCUUCUCGGUUCCCAUAGUAACAGCAAUGGCUACGGAGCUCUGGUCAAAGACUCCGUCAUAAGUCCCAGCUCACCUACUGCAGACCUCAGGCCCCGGUCCUUCUCCGCUUUGGGCGAGGCCAACUCAGUGACCUCUAGUGCUAAACAGCCAAACAAGGAGGCUCAGAAGAGGAUGACGCUCAGAUCAUUGAUGAAAGCUAUAAUCAACAUGCCCAACCACUACCGCUGCCUGUGUGUGAGUCACUUACUGGGAUGGACGGCCUUCCUCUGCAAUAUGCUCUUCUUCACUGAUUUUAUGGGACAGAUCGUAUACAAAGGAAACCCGUACGCAGAGCACAAUUCAACAGCGUACGUGACAUAUGAAAGAGGAGUGGAGGUCGGCUGCUGGGGAUUAUGCAUCAACGCCGUGUCUUCAGCUCUGUAUUCCUACGUCCAGCGCUUCCUCCUCCCGUACAUCGGACUUAAGGGUUUAUACUUCAUGGGAUACUUCGUGUUCGGCCUCGGCACCAGCCUCAUCGGUCUCUUUCCUAACAUCAUCGCCACGCUCAUCCUCUGCAGCGUUUUCGGCGUCAUGUCCAGCACUCUGUACACGAUCCCCUUCAACCUAAUAGCAGAGUACCAGCGGGAAGAGGAGGAGCAGAUCAAACUGAGCGGCAGCAGAGGGAGCCCCCGGGGGACGGGAGUGGACUGUGCGGCUCUCACUUGUAUGGUCCAGCUGGCUCAGAUCAUCGUGGGGGCAGGACUUGGAGCUUUGGUGAACCUCGCGGGAAGCGUCAUUGUGAUUGUCCUAUCGGCCUCGACCAUGUCCCUGCUGGGCUGCAUCUUCAUCGCACUUUUCAUCAGAUAUGUGGAGUGA